Effrenium voratum is the source of this 2609-nucleotide messenger RNA. NCBI's taxonomy places the organism in Eukaryota, Dinophyceae, Suessiales, Symbiodiniaceae. The record is from the annotation of a GenBank genome assembly.
AUGAUGGCAUUUGGCGUGACCGACUUGAGUCACGAUGUAUUGGUGACGCCAACGCGUGCACAAAUGAACGACAUCUUCGAGCCUGAUGCUGCGGAAUCUCGAAGCGCGACAUCAUCUGGCUUAGCAAAGGUGCUUGCACUGUUCUGUGCUUUUCUGCUGCCGAGAACGUUUGCCUUCAUCAGCGUGGCUGGGGUUGUGGCCUGCGCCACCCUCUUGCAGCUGGUGGCCAGCUGUAGCAAGACGGGGGUCAUGGCAGUUGCACGUCCCAUGACAGUUGCGGUUCCCAGCAUGAACACUGGGCAAGAUGAAUCUCCGACCGAUGGAGGCUCCAUCUCGAGAUAUCCACGUGGAUUCUGGCAAAUGUGGGCACUGCAAUUUGUAGGCUGGCUAUCCGUGUGCACUUGGAGUUUCUAUUUCUCGAGUGUUUGGGCGCAGAUUCUUCAAGCAAAGCCAGGAACCCCUGAUUUUGACGCCGCUGUGCAGCAAGGAACUCAAUGGCUGCUCUAUGGGUCCAUUGUAUUCCUGGCCGCAGGUUCCUUCCUGACACAGCUAAGUGCCCCCACCGGUCUACUGGGAGGAGAGAUGAUGUCCAUGUGUGCUGCAGUCACGGUGAUGGCUGCAACUCUGGCUGCCGUGUGCUUGGCUCAUUUGAGCUUGCAAGCGCGAUAUGUUUCGAUCGUGCUGGUCGUGCUGGCCAUGCCCAUAUCUUACCAAAUCCUUGCCAACACCCCUUUUGCAUGGAUAGAGCGACAAGACGGCUUUGAUGCCAAGAGCCGUGGCAAAUUCACAGGCAUCUUCAACUCUUCACUGGCUGCCGCUCAGGCAACAACAGCGGUCUUGAGUGGACCAUUGACCGCCGCUUUCGGAGGGCAACUCUGGAGUGCAUACGCCGCUGUAGUGGUGGUGGACAUUGCACUUCUUGUCUUCCUGACCUUGGGCUAUUUGUGCAGAAGAUUGGAGAGGAGGAAAUUCAGCAGCUCUGUGACGGGCGCACAUUGCAUGUUGCCGAAUGGCAAACGCAGGCCAGCAACUGAGCUGCAAAAGAUUGCAGCGCAGCUUGCGGUGGCCAUCCCGGAGCUGGGCUGGAGUGUUUGCGAAGCGCUAUUUAUCCCGCUUCUUAUAGAGCUGGAGGUGCCAGCCGCGUUGCUGUCCAUUGGUUGGGCCAUCAGCCCGCUGUUUGGGCUUUUUCUGCAGGGCUACGUUGGCCGGCAGAGCGAUAUCCAUGGCAGGACGCCGUUUAUUGUGUUCUUCGGCGCCAUGUCAGUGGUGGGCCUCACUGUCUCACCCUUGAUGCCCCUCCUAUCUUCGAAGGCCGCAGCUGGCAUGCUGGCUAUGGUGACCUUUGGAGUGGCCGAUUUGAGCCGGGCGCUUAGAUGGAAGGAGCAAAUGCUCGAGGUAGCAACGGCGGUGCUGAGUGGACCAUUGACUGCUGCUUGCGGGGGACAACUUUGGAGCGCAUAUGCCGCUGUAGUGGUGGUGGACGUUGCGAUUCUUGCCUUCCUGACCUUGGCUUGGUGCAAGAAGAGUGGUUUUCGCACAAUGGCCGGGACCUGGGGCUCUCUGCGAAGCCUGGGGCUCUCCGCUGCAGCGCUGGCAGCGCAGCUGCCAUGGUGGCCCUUAUCACGAAGGAGGCUGACUUUGAGUUUGCUUGCAGGCUACCUGCUGAGCUUUCUGAAUGGCGACGAGCGGCGCCCUGGAAGCCGCCGCAGCUUGUUCCUUCUCGCCGCAGUUCAGCGCUUCUGGAACGCUGUGUUGCCGUUUUUCUUCAACGUCGACUGCAAAGUUGAGGAUAUUGAGGAACUGCGAGCUUGCGACCAAUGUGUCGUGGCUGUCCAUCCGCAUGGUGUGCUGUCCUUUGGCCACUACUUGUUAAUCUCAGGCUUCCAUCCAGAUCUGGAAAAAGCUCUUCCUGCGCGUCGAAGAUGUGCUUUGAGUGCCGGGGUCAUCUUCAAAUUGCCAGUGGUGAGGGAGAUCGCCCUUGGCAUGGGGUGUGUGGAUGCACAUCGAGACAUUGCGGAGCGAUGUCUUUGUGGAGGGUCACCUUCGGACUUGUGUCUUCACGACAAAAGUCUUUCCUGGCUGAGUCUGUCAGUUGUGCCGGGGGGCGAGCGCGAGCAGCUUUUGGCACAGCGCGGUCAGGUGGAGAAGUUGGUUCUGAAGCAUCGCCAGGGAUUUGUGCGGUUGGCCUUACAGCAUGGAGUGCCGGUAGUUCCUGUCUACGUGUUUGGUGAAGCUCAAUUGUACAAACAGUCCCAGUUGCUCUUCGGUCUGAGAUCCUGGGUGCAACGUAAAUUAGGUAUUGCGCUGGUCAUGCCCUACGGCCCCUGGGGACUGCCCUUUCUGAAGUUUCCGGAUCCCAUCCGCAUGGUGGUGGGCAAACCGGUGCACAUGCCAAGGACGCUCCACCCCACGAGUGCCGACCUCGAGCAGAACCAUGCAAGGUAUGUCCAGGCGCUGUGCGAUCUCUUUGAGAGGAACAAGGCUGCGUCUGGGUAUGGAAGCCACGUCUUGGAGAUUGUCUGAUGUUUGGCUGCCCAUCGCUUCUGGAAAAGGGAUGCGCUUUCCGAAGCAACGAGACUUCAGACUGGCUGUCUCGUCAACUUGCGGCU